UUUCCUCCUCUUCCCGUCCACUAAUCGUGGUCUUCGCAUGAAAAGUCCAGCGGAAAGUCCUGCAGCAGCAUGCCGAGGAGAAAGCAGCAAGCGCCGCGGCGGUCAUCAGCAUAUGGAUCCGAAGAUGAGUUCAACAAAGCAGACGAAGAGGAGCACAUGCAAGACGACGGGCUGUCUCUGGACGGCCAAGACACCGAGUACUUGUUCAAUGAUGAAGAAGACCGCGAUCAUUUCAGCUGUCAGAACUCUCCGCUCAGCAAUGGCACCAACCCCGACGCUGGGUACGCUUCCCCGCUCAGCAGCACCAGCGAUCAUUUGGGAGACCUCAAAUCUACGCCCUCCUUUACUGACCAAGAAAAGGCCGAGGAGCAGCAUGGUGAAAAGACUGAGCUUGUCAAUGGCAUGUCAAUACAAGAUAGUCUGGAAAAAAUGAAGGCAGUCUAUGCAAAUCUUAUUUCCGAUGCCUCCUGGUCUAGCAUCGCGAUGGACAUGCUCAAAAGUAAACAAGGGAACAAUUUCGUGGCAAACAGCAGCAGCAAUGGAGGGAAUCACAAAGGAAGCAAUGGGUUCCUGAAUAGUCACAGCCAGAGCAGUGUAAACGUGAAGAACAAAUGUAGCCCCAGUAACGAAUCAACCACGUCAAAUGUCACCAGCAGCAGCACCCCCACCAGGACCAUGACAAACAACAGCAACAGCGCCACCUCUGCCAGCUCUGGGAACUCCGGUGGCCUGGCUUACGAUUGGCACCAGGCAGCAUUAGCCAAAACCUUACAGCACACUCCAUACCAGCUCCUCCCUGAGCCUAGCCUCUUCAGCACCGUGCAGCUUUAUCGGCAAAACAAUAAACUCUACGGGCCGGUGUUUACUGGGGCCAGCAAGUUCAGGUGUAAGGAUUGCAGUGCAGCCUAUGACACCUUGGUUGGUCUGACAGUGCAUAUGAAUGAAACGGGACACUACAGAGAUGACAAUAAAGAUAAAGAGGACGACAGAAGCAAGAAGUGGUCCAAGCCCCGCAAGCGUUCUUUGUUAGAAAUGGAGGGCAAAGAAGACGCCCAAAAAGUACUGAAAUGUAUGUACUGUGGCCAUUCGUUUGAGUCAUUGCAAGAUCUCAGUGUUCACAUGAUCAAAACUAAACACUAUCAGAAAGUGCCUCUAAAAGAACCGAUGCCAGCGCUCACAUCAAAGCUGGUACCUCCAACCAAAAAAAGGGCAUUUCAAGAUCUGAUGUCCCCAAGCUCUCCAGAGUCAGUCUCGUCCAGCAUUCCCAUGGGGGAGUCUCCCAAAGACCAAAAAGUGUCCAACCCCUAUGUCACGCCCAACAAUCGCUACGGUUACCAAAAUGGUGCCAGUUACACAUGGCAGUUUGAGGCCCGUAAAGCUCAGAUUCUGAAAUGCAUGGAGUGUGGCAGUUCACAUGACACCUUACAACAGCUGACAGCCCAUAUGAUGGUCACUGGGCACUUUCUGAAAGUCACUAAUACAGCAUCUAAGAAGGGAAAGCAGCUGGUCUUUGAUCCAGUGGUUGAAGAAAAAAUCCAGUCAAUCCCCCUUCCACCGACAACAACAAGGCUACCAACUCCUAAUGAGAAGUCACCACUUGGCUCUCCUGUGCCGCCUGAUAGUCCUGAAAAUAAAAUGGAAGAUGAUAAAGAGGAAGAGGAAAAGAUGGAAAUCAAAGAACCUGAGAAAAAAAUUAAAGAGGAGAAAGAAGAUGUGACAGAAAAAGAGGAUAAACCUGAAAAGGCAAAACCUUAUGAGUAUUUGACUGAAGAGGACCUGGAGGAAGCACCAAAAGGAGGCUUGGACAUCCUCAAGUCAUUGGAGAACACAGUGUCAAGUGCAAUCAGCAAGGCCCAGACAGGCACUCCAACCUGGGGAGGCUAUCCGAGCAUUCAUGCAGCCUACCAACUGCAUGGAUCCAUAAAGUCUACCAUGCCAUCAUCGACACAGGUUCAGCCUCUGUUCAGCAACAAUAGUUUGAAAGUGUUACCUUCUGAUUUGGGGAAACUUAUUCAGACAUCAAACAGCCCUUCACCGCCUCUGAGUCACAAGAGCAAUGUGUUAGCCAUGGAGGAGCUUGUGGAAAAGGUGACAGGAAAAAACUCUGUGAAGAAUGAAAAAGAGGAAAAGGUUUUAGACAGGCAUAACAGAUUCACAAAGUCACCUAUGACCUCCCCAAAAGACAAACGGAGCACUCCCAGUCCUGAAAAUCUGUCCAAACCAGCACCAAAGAUGGUACCUGAUGACAAACCUCAGAUAAAAUGCAAAGAGGAAGAGCAGAUUGAUUCAAAGCCCGAAAAACAAGUUAAAACUGACGUCGCUUCACCCAAAAAUUCUCUGACCAAUGGCUGUAGCAACCUGAGCAUCAUCACAGACCACUCUCCUGAACCUCCAGCCGUGAACCCUCUCAGUGCUCUGCAGUCUGUCAUGAACAACCACCUGGGAAAAGCCUCCAAAGUCAACAAGCCUUUUGUGGACCCCUUUGCAACAUUAUAUAAACUCAAUAACAAUGCAACUCAAAUUAAACAAGUGGAGCCUGUUGGUCUGUAUCCAGAAGAUGAUGAUCAGCCUAUAGACUUAACUAAAUCCAAGAACACCAAUGGCUGUUCAACAAAGAGCUCUUCUAUCGCACCAAACAACAGCAAGCCCAUUUUCAAAUCUUUCUCUAAGUCGCCAUCACCUCUUCGGGAAAAUGCUCUCAUGGAUAUCUCCGACAUGGUGAAAAAUCUGACAGGCCGUUUGACACCAAAGUCCACCACCCCCUCCUCCAUUUCUGAAAAGUCAGACAAUGAUGGGUGUGAGGAGAGUCUAGAAGAACUGUCCACAAUCCAACGACGCAAAGGUCGACAGUCAAACUGGAACCCCCAGCACCUCCUCAUACUUCAGGCAGAAUUUGCCUCAAGUCUCAAGGAGACUCCUGAAGGAAAAUUUGUAAUUAAUGACUUGGGACCCCAGGAAAGGGUCCAUAUUUGUAAAUUCACUGGUCUCUCAAUGACUACUAUCUCACAUUGGCUGGCCAAUGUAAAAUACCAGUUAAAACGGACAGGAGGAACAAAGUUCCUCAAGAAUAUUGACUCUGGCCAGCCCCUGUUCCUGUGUAGUGACUGUGCUUCCCAGUUCAGGACUCCAUCAUCUUACAUACAUCAUCUGGAGUCCCAUCUUGGUUUUACUUUGAAGGACCUUUCUAAACUGUCCAUUGAUUUAAUCGAGCAGCAGGUAAACAGGUUUGAGGACAAGUCGUCUGGAGUCACAGAAGACGAGGCCGGCUCAGUGCAUCAGUGCAAACUGUGCAAUCGGACUUUUGUCAGCAAACAUGCAAUCAAGCUGCACCUUUGUAAAACUCAUGCAAAGUCUCCGGAGGACCACCUGGUCUUUGUGAAAGAGAUGGAAAAAUUAAGUUAA
Molecule: messenger RNA, 3402 nt
Organism: Boleophthalmus pectinirostris (great blue-spotted mudskipper)
Lineage: Eukaryota; Metazoa; Chordata; Actinopteri; Gobiiformes; Gobiidae
Product: teashirt homolog 1-like
Exons: 2
Coding region: 70-3402 (1110 amino acids)
Biological process (GO): regulation of transcription by RNA polymerase II
Cellular component (GO): nucleus
Molecular function (GO): DNA binding; DNA-binding transcription factor activity, RNA polymerase II-specific
Source: RefSeq, a predicted model, not a curated record